This is a messenger RNA of Photinus pyralis (common eastern firefly), 1428 nucleotides long. RefSeq names its product proton-coupled amino acid transporter-like protein CG1139. Gene Ontology annotation, biological process: amino acid transmembrane transport. The coding region runs from base 36 to 1418 and encodes 460 amino acids. The transcript is spliced from 7 exons. The record is from RefSeq and is a predicted model, not a curated record. Gene Ontology annotation, cellular component: vacuolar membrane. Lineage: Eukaryota; Metazoa; Arthropoda; Insecta; Coleoptera; Lampyridae. Gene Ontology annotation, molecular function: amino acid transmembrane transporter activity.
CGAAGCCACUUACUAGUUUUCUCCUUUUGCCCAAAAUGAGCGUCGCUGUAAAGAAAGAGUACCAGAAUUCCGCUUUUAUGCCCGAUUGUGACAUCGAAAUUAAAGGUUGUAAUUCGCAGGAAAAUGAGAGAAAAGACUACGACCCAUACGCGCAUCGAAAUGUCGCACAUCCAACCACAAACUGGGAGACCUUAAUCCAUCUCCUCAAAGGAAGCUGCGGUACAGGCAUCCUCGCGAUGCCAAAGGCGAUUAGUCACUCGGGUUACGUUCUUGGAACCGUCGCCACAUUUGCCAUAGGAUUGAUCUGCACUUACUGUAUACAUCUGCUGCUAAAGUGCGAGUACGAGCUGUGCAAGAGGAGGAAGAUUCCAAGCUUGACCUACCCUGGAAUCGCCGAGGAGGCUCUCGGCGAAGGGCCAAAGUUUAUGCGCAAACUCGCACCAUACUCAGGCCACUUCGUCAACGUAUUCCUGCUGAUCUACCAGUUCGGAAUUUGUUGCGUCUACAUUGUCUUCAUCGGCGUGAACAUCCAAGCCGUCGCCAACCAGUACGUGACCCCGAUCGCGGUCGAGUACUACAUGCUGAUGAUCCUACUGCCGCUGAUCCUGGUGAACUGGAUACGCAACCUGAAGAUGCUCGCGCCCCUUUCGACAUUUGCGAAUAUCAUAACGGUCGGAAGCUUCGGAAUUGUUCUCUACUACAUCUUUACGAAGGGGUUUACGUUUGAAGGACGCGAACCGGUCGCCGACGUAAAGACUCUCCCGCUGUUCUUCGGUACGGUUUUGUUCUCGCUCGAAGCAAUCGGUGUGGUUAUGCCGUUGCAAAAUGAAAUGAAAACGCCUAAAUCGUUUGGAAGCACUUUCGGGGUACUCAACCUAGGUUUAGGUAUCAUAGUGGUACUGUAUGCGGUGAUCGGUUUCUUCGGUUACUUGGCGUAUGGACCUUCGGUGGAGGGGUCUAUUACAUUAAGCCUGCCCAAGGAAGAUUUGGCGGCUCAAGUUUGCAAACUGGCAUUAGCCGUUGCCAUGUUCCUCACCUACACUGUACAGUACUAUGUUGCCGUCGAUAUUGCCUGGACACAAUACUUAAGUACCAAGUUUGCGAACAACAAAAGAUCGAGGAUUUACGAGUACACGUUGAGAACGCUGCUAGUUUUACUAACAUUCGUCUUGGCGGUAUCGGUACCAGCACUAGAUCUCUUCAUUUCAUUUUUUGGAGCCCUUUCUCUAUCGAUAGUCGGAAUUUCAGUGCCGGUAAUUGUGGAAACCUGCACGUUUUGGUACCAAAGGCGAGGGUGGAGGUUUUACUUGAUGGUUGUAAUAAACUCGUUGCUGGUAGCGUUCAGCCUUUUAGGAUUGGUAGCUGGCACGUUUACUAGCAUAAAUGAAAUUGUUCAUACGUUUUCAAAUAAAAGUUAAAUAAACUGUG